This is a messenger RNA of Lycium barbarum (goji berry), 543 nucleotides long. RefSeq lists its product as uncharacterized. Lineage: Eukaryota; Viridiplantae; Streptophyta; Magnoliopsida; Solanales; Solanaceae. The record is from RefSeq and is a predicted model, not a curated record. The coding region runs from base 1 to 543 and encodes 180 amino acids. The transcript has 2 exons.
AUGACCAAGAGAACAGUUGAGACUCUCUGCAGAGAGGUUGAUAAUAUGGUUAAUAAUCUGCUUCAUUUGUCAAGGCAUAGGUUCGUACUAUGGCUGGCUGCUCAAAAGAAAUUGCUGACAAAAGAUAGGAUGGCUGAUAUGGGCAUAGGCUAUGAUAAAGCAGCGUGUGUACUCUGUGAUCAAGACGGACCGGAGGACCACACACAUUUAUUUGUUGAUUGCGAAUGGUCUAAGGCAGUAUGGAGUGGCAUUGAACAGUGGCUGGGGGUUCAGGUUCCUCAAGUAGAGGCCAACAUGGUGUUGCAGUUUAUCCAAAACAAACACUGGUGCAGAAUGAAGAAGGAAGUUAUAGCUGUUGUCCAUGGUGCAAGAAUAUACUUCAUUUGGCAAGCUAGGAACUGGAAGAUAUUCAAAGGAAUUACUGUGAAUACGAGCUCAAUAGUGCAACAAAUACAGUUUAUAGUGCGAGGAAGAAUAGAAAUGUUUAUAGAUACAAAGCAGGCAAGGAAAUGUAUAGGAUAUUUAGAGGCUCUAUGUAACUAG